This is a messenger RNA of Sarcophilus harrisii (Tasmanian devil), 1492 nucleotides long. RefSeq names its product AKT1 substrate 1 (gene AKT1S1). Gene Ontology annotation, biological process: negative regulation of TOR signaling; neurotrophin TRK receptor signaling pathway; negative regulation of protein kinase activity. NCBI's taxonomy places the organism in Eukaryota, Metazoa, Chordata, Mammalia, Dasyuromorphia, Dasyuridae. Gene Ontology annotation, cellular component: cytoplasm. The transcript has 4 exons. The record is from RefSeq and is a predicted model, not a curated record. The coding region runs from base 136 to 1044 and encodes 302 amino acids.
AGGGGCGGGGCGUGAAGCCGUGCGGCCGCCAUGAUACUUGAGGGCAAGCCGGGUGGGAACCUCCUUGCAGAACGAGGGUAAAAUGCAGAGAGUCAUCAGAGGCUGGCGCCGGGCGGAAGUGACGCCGAAGCCGCCAUGCCUUGUGAGGGCGUCAGGCAGGCCCGCCAUGCUGGCCGCAGGCACGUGAGCAGCGGCGGCGCGGACUCCUGGGGAGGAACGAAGGCUGGAGGGGAGGGAGGCAGGGAGACGGGAGCCCGGCCGAGGGCGUGGAUGGCAUCCGGGCGCCCCGAGGAGCUAUGGGAAGCCGUGGUGGGGGCAGCCGAGCGGUUUCGGGCACACACGGGUACGGAGCUGGUACUGCUGACAGCUGCACCCCCGCCCCCGCCAAGGCCCGGCCCCUGUGCCUACGCCGCCCAUGGCCGGGGUGCCUUGGCCGAAGCUGCCCGACGCUGCUUACACGACAUAGCUCAGGCUCAUCGGGCGGCCGCGGCCAGGCCCCCGGCGCCACCAGCGCCUGCCCCAGAGCCCCGGCCGCCUAGCCCAAGGAGCUCGCCCCAUCCUCGGAGGCCCGAAGACAAGAAGGACGAGGACAGGGAAGACGGCAACGAGGACGAGGACACGGAGACGGAGACGUCGGGGAGCAGGCUGGGCCUGGGAGAUAAUGGAGGCCUGUUCGUCAUGGAUGAAGACACUGCCCACGAAGACCUGCCCCCCUUCUGUGAGUCCGACCCCGAGAGCACCGACGACGGCAGCCUGAGCGAGGAGGCGCCCGCCGGGCCCCCGCCCUGCGUCAGCCAGGCCCCCCAGCAGUACGCCAAGUCCCUGCCCGUGUCUGUGCCCGUCUGGGGCUUCAAGGAUAAGAGAAACGAGACCAGGUCCUCGGACGAGGAAAACGGGCCGCCUUCCUCCCCGGACUUGGAGCGCAUCGCGGCCAGCAUGCAGGCGCUGGUUCUGCGCGAGGCCGAAGGCUCCCAGGUGUUCGGAGACCUGCCCCGGCCCCGCCUCAACACCAGCGACUUUCAGAAGCUGAAGCGGAAAUACUGAGGGGAGGGGGGCUGCCAGCGCCGCCCCUCCCCCCUCUACCCUUCUUUCCUCCCUCUUCCCCACACCGCGACCUUGCGCCGGGCGGGCUCUGCCCUUUGGCGCCGCCCCCGGCACGCCCAGAUCUGGCCAAUCCUGGAUCCGUUCGCUGCCCCUCCCUCCCGGGCUCCGUUUUUUUCUUGUUCUUCUCCCUGUGUUGGGGAAGCUAACGGAAGCAUCCAAUCAGCUCCCUGAAUUUCCUCAAUUCCGCUCCUCGACAGGCCCUGGCCAAUCCCAGGCUCUCUUCUCGGAGCAUUCUUUUAGGAGAGGGUAUGGGGGCGUCCAAUCAGCUCCUCGCUCGGCCUAGGUGGUUUCCUGGGCCAAUCGCAGCCUUAGAUCUUUCGGUCCUUCCUCUUCCUUUUGGGAGGAUCCAAUCAACGCCUGAACUGCCGGUGGCUCCUCUUUGCGGGGG